AUGAAGGCUGUCGGGCUGAGGAGGGUGCAUAAUUUUGAUUGGGGAACGGCGCAUUAUAAGGCUCUGGGGGCGUUGGAGGCUGACGGGUCGGAUCCGUUGUUCUUGGAGAUGCUUUAUACGAUUCGACUUCACGCAAAGGUUGCUAGCUCUCUUGAGCUCUGCAAUACUCGCACGUUUCUCGACGUCAACUCUGACGUUGUAGCGGCCACGAGGGGUCAGAUCUACAAUGAUUUGAACGAGCUGAGCAACAGACCUCUCGCGGGCGAUGUUCAGCUUCGUUUCUGGCGAAUGCUCGUCGCAAUACACGUCAACGAACCAGUUCUUCACACAACCACCAACAAAACCCUCUUCACAUCCCCCUACAUCUCCGAAAGAAUCGGCGUCCACGACUUUGCCCGCGGUCCCAUAACCCCAACAGCAGCAACAGCCCUGCACUCCAUAGUGGAAGCCUGCCACCUCGCCAUCUCCAUAGUCCUCGAAAUGGACGCCUCGACAAUCCUAUCCCUUCCGUCCCUCUGCUUCGGCCCAGCGGUGAGCUACACACUUUCCAUCCUCAUCAAAGUCUUCGUGGCAGUGUCUGCACCGGGAAACACAUACAGUCAAAUCCUUAACCGCGAAACCCUGCACGUGCGAGAAGCCAUGCAAAAGCUCAUAUCGGUCAAGGAGGAGCUGCUAAGGCUCGAUCCGCACAUGGGCAACUGGAACACGAGGAUCAUAGGAUCCGUCGAAUGGCUGGGUGUUUGGCUGGAUGAUUACGAGAUUAUUAUUGAGCGCUAUGAGGAGAAUCUGCAGAGGGAGGUUGCAGAACAGGAAAUCGAAGGACUCAGCCCCAAUGGACAUUUCUAA
Messenger RNA from Fusarium subglutinans, 846 nucleotides. Its product is annotated as cercosporin resistance. The record is from RefSeq and is a predicted model, not a curated record. The coding region runs from base 1 to 846 and encodes 281 amino acids. The transcript has a single exon. NCBI's taxonomy places the organism in Eukaryota, Fungi, Ascomycota, Sordariomycetes, Hypocreales, Nectriaceae.